Panicum hallii is the source of this 3434-nucleotide messenger RNA. Its product is annotated as pentatricopeptide repeat-containing protein At1g11290, chloroplastic. Gene Ontology annotation, biological process: RNA modification. The coding region runs from base 140 to 2341 and encodes 733 amino acids. The transcript is spliced from 3 exons. NCBI's taxonomy places the organism in Eukaryota, Viridiplantae, Streptophyta, Magnoliopsida, Poales, Poaceae. Gene Ontology annotation, molecular function: RNA binding; protein binding; zinc ion binding. The record is from RefSeq and is a predicted model, not a curated record.
UAAUCCCUUGCAAAAAAGAACAAAUUGUUGCGUGGGUUGCAUUUGCAGACUGGUAUAUGUAGCACAUGGAUAGAUGGGCCGUAGAUCCAUCCAGUUGGUUUGGAUGGGGGCAGCUAGCGGCUAGCGCUACUCCCGCCCGAUGCUGUGCUGCCGCGCCACCGCCUCCCUCCCGCCGUCUCCUCCCACCCCCUCGCAUGCCGCCGACCCGCACGCGCGCCUGAGGGCGGCGGCGGCGCGCUCCGACCUCCCGGGCGCGCUCGCCGCCUUCGCCGCCAUGCCCUCCGCCCCCGCGGCCGCGCGCCCCGUCCUCCGCACCUUCACCGCGCUCCUCAAGCUCUGCGCGGCGCGCGCCGACCUCGCCACGGGCCGCGCCGUCCACGCGCAGCUCGCCGCGCGGGGGCUCGCCUCCGAGUCCCUCGCCGCCACCGCCCUCGCCAACAUGUACGCCAAGUGCCGCCACCCCACCGACGCGCGCAUGGUGUUCGACCGGAUGCCCGCCAGGGACCGCGUCGCCUGGAACGCGCUCGUCGCCGGCUACGCGCGGAACGGCCUCCCCGAGGCCGCCAUGGAGAUGGUCGUCCGGAUGCAGGAGGAGGACGGGGAGCGGCCCGACUCCGUCACGCUCGUGUCCGUGCUGCCAGCCUGCGCCAGCGCCCGGGCGCUCCGCGCGUGCAGGCAAGUCCACGCGUUCGCGCUCCGCGCCGAGCUUGAUGAGCUCGUGAACGUCUCCACGGCGAUUCUUGACGCGUACUGCAAGUGCGGAGCGAUCGAGGCAGCGAGGGCUGUCUUCGAUUGGAUGCCGGUCAGGAACUCUGUGUCCUGGAACGCCAUGAUCGAUGGGUACGCCCAGAGCGGCAACGCCACGGAGGCGCUGGCUCUGUUCAAGAGGAUGGUUAAGGAGGGUGUGGAUGUGACGGAUGCGACCAUACUGGCAGCACUGCAAGCGUGCGGAGAGCUUGGACAUCUUGAUGAGGCGAGACAUGUUCAUGAGCUACUUGUGAGGAUCGGCCUCAAGUCAAAUGUGUCGGUGAUGAACGCCCUUAUCACCACGUACUCCAAGUGCAAGAGGACUGACCUUGCUGCCCAGGUUUUCAAUGAACUGGGCAACAAAAAGACACGGAUCUCGUGGAAUGCCAUGAUCCUUGGCUUCUCGCAGAAUGGAUGCUCUGAGGACGCAGUGAGGCUUUUCUCUACUAUGCAGUUGGAAAAUGUGAAACCUGAUUCGUUCACUCUUGUCAGCGUGAUUCCUGCGGUUGCGGAGAUUUCAGAUCCUCUGCAGGCAAGAUGGAUCCAUGGAUAUUCAAUCAAGCACCACCUAGACCAGGACAUCUAUGUCCUCACAGCCCUUAUUGACAUGUACUCUAAAUGUGGGCGUGUCACCAUGGCUAGACGGCUCUUCGAUUCUGCAAGGCAGAGGCAUGUUAUCACCUGGAACGCGAUGAUCCAUGGGUAUGGCUCACAUGGUUUUGGCAAGGUUGCAGUCGAGCUGUUUGAAGAGAUGAAGGUCACUGGCAAUUUGCCCAACGAGACAACAUUCCUCUCGGUCCUUGCGGCAUGCAGUCACGCUGGUUUGGUUGACCAAGGACGGAGAUAUUUUGCUAGCAUGAAGGAGGACUAUGGGCUUGAACCUGGGAUGGAGCACUAUGGCACCAUGGUGGAUCUUCUUGGGCGAGCUGGGAAGUUAGAUGAAGCAUGGUCAUUUAUAAAAGACAUGCCUAUACAACCUGGCAUUAGUGUGUAUGGUGCAAUGCUAGGUGCUUGCAAGUUGCACAAGAAUGUGGAAUUGGCGGAAGAAUCAGCACAGAAGAUCUUUGAGCUGGGGCCAGAGGAGGGGGUGUAUCAUGUCCUCUUGGCAAACAUUUAUGCAAAUGCUUCUAAGUGGAAGGACGUUGCACGGGUGAGGACUGCCAUGGAGAAGAAAGGCCUCCAGAAGACUCCUGGAUGGAGUAUUAUUCAGCUAAAAAAUGAGGUCCAUACCUUCUACUCUGGAAGCACAAAUCACCAGCAAGCAAAGGAAAUAUAUGCAAGGCUGGCUAAGCUGAUAGAAGAGAUCAAAGCUGUGGGCUAUGUGCCAGACACUGAUUCAAUUCAUGAUGUAGAAGAGGAUGUCAAGGCACAGCUGCUUAACACUCACAGUGAGAAGCUUGCAAUUGCAUAUGGGCUCAUUCGAACAGCCCCUGGAACAACAAUUCAGAUAAAGAAGAACCUUCGAAUUUGUAACGACUGUCAUAAUGCGACCAAGUUAAUAUCUCUGGUGACAGGACGGGAAAUAAUCAUGAGAGAUAUUCAACGAUUUCACCAUUUCAAGGAUGGUACAUGUUCAUGUGGAGACUAUUGGUAGUGAAAUGUUGAAGGUUGUCUGAAUAUGCAUUUUCAGAUUAGGGACCUCAUGGAGCUGGUUUAAAACUAAGAAUACUAAACUAGACUAGCAGGUGCAGCAUUACAUCUUAUGGUGGGUUAAAGAAGUUGGAUGGGUACCUUCCAUGUCCAGGCACCUGUGUAAGCAACAAGCUUGGGGACACUGACGUCGCCAAACGACAUGGAAUCAUUAGAACUCCCUGCUGUGCCGUAAUGAACAAUGCCAGACACGCUAAAGACAUCCAUGAGAGUCUGUACAGUGACAGCUGCAUUCAACUGGAAAACAAAGAGGUAAUGGUAACAGGUACACCAGUAUCUGAGUUUACCUUGCAGGUCGCUACCAGGUGCUGGAAAACGGCACCGGAAAAGUCAACUGGGAACAGAACAGUGAGGCAUGCACGUACGGAAGAGAUGACUGACAGGUCAGCGUGCGGAUUGGCAAACGGACGGCCGAGAUUUACCGUAGAGGUCAACGAACGGGAGGACGCGCCAGGGCGUGAAGUAGCCGGAGGCCUGUAGCGCGGUGGCCUCGUCGACGUAGGACAUGACGAGGCCGAGGGAGGGGCCUCGCCGGUUGACCCUGUCCACCUGCCAGCGCGCGCGGUCCAUGUCCGGCUGCUGCGCCGGCAAGGCCGAGGCCGAGGCCACGAGCAGCAGCGCGAAGAGCAGGACCUGAAGCGGGGUCGCUGCGCCGGAGGCGGAGAUGAGCGCCAUGGCCAUGGCUGGCCGGAGCUUGUUAUUAGUGGCCUAGCUAGUGGGCGUCUUGUCUGCCUGCUGCGUGCUAAGAAGGGUGCGUCGGAGCUGCAGGCAGAGGGACGGUCCGUCGUGGACCUCGUGGUGUGUCGGUACCACGGCAGAGAAGAGGGAGGGAGGGUUGGUGCAUGCUAUUCGAUGCGAUGGAUGGGGGGCGUGAUCCGCGUGCUUCAUUUUACAAGUGGCAGCAGUGACGAUGAACAAGGAACCCAAUGCAAGGAGCUGAUGCCCUAUUGGCUUGGCCUUGCGUGCUCUCACUCUCUCCUCCUGAACUUUGAGAUGAAUCCGUGUUUCCUCUCUAAAUAAUAAAACCGUCCAUCUGA